UGCAGUUGGGAGAGUGGCCACUACUCCUGUGACUGGGGAGGAGAGACAGUUCCAGGAAGUACGCAGUUCAGUUGGAGAAUUAAAACAGCACCUAAACAGAGCCAUUCUUUGCCUUUUCUUCUUCAGAACCCAUGUUUUCACAUUUUUCCUUUGACUGUGUCCUGCUUUUGCUGCUACUACUUACAAGGUCUUUGGAAGGAGUAUACGUGUCUGAGGUGGGUCAGAAUGCUGAUCUGCCCUGCACCUACUCUCCAACCACCCCUGAGAAUCUCGUGCCUGUGUGCUGGGGCAAGGGAUCCUGCCCUGUAUUUGAAUGUCACAGUUUGGUACUCAGCACUGAUGGAAGGAACUUGAGCUAUCGGACAUCCAGCAGAUACCUACUAAAGAGGAAUUUCCGCAAAGGAGACGUGACCUUGACCAUAAAGAAUGUAACUUUAGCUGACAGUGGGACCUAUUGCUGCCGGAUCCAAUUCCCGGGCCCAAUGAAUGAUCAAAAAUCAAACCUGGAGUUGGUCAUCAAACCAGCCAAGGUCACCCCUGCUCGGACUCCGUGGAGGGACAUCACUACAGCCUUUCCAAGGAUGCUCCCCACCGAGGGACCGGGCUCAGAGACACAGACACUGGAGACCCUCCAUGAUAAAAAUCAAACAGAAAUAUCCACACUGGCUAAUGAGUUACAAGACCUGGGCGCCACCACCGGAAUAGGCCUCUACAUCGGAGCAGGGGUUUCUGCUGGGCUGGCUCUCGUUCUUAUCUCUGGUGCUUUAAUUCUCAAAUGGUAUUCUGAUAGCAAAGAGAAGAUACACAAUUUAAGCCUCAUCACUUUGGCCAGCCUCCCUCCCUCGGGGUUAGUGAAUACAGCAGGAGAGGGGACGCAUGCAGAGGAAAACAUCUAUAUCAUUGAGGAGAACGUAUAUGAAAUGGAGGAUCCAUACGAGUAUUACUGCUCCGUCAGCAGUGGGCAGCAGUCCUGACAACCCCUGGGCUGUUGUCUUUCAACGCCACCAGAUUCACCACUUCCCUUUGGGGUUUGGUGUUAUCUUCUUUGAAAACUAUGAGAUGGCUCACCUGACUGGUUUUAGAGGUUCUGUCCUUGGCCACCGAGCAGAGUUUUUCCAUGUUCUGAAGAUAAGUAGCUCACCCGAGGACUGAACUGGGACCAGCAUUGUACUUAGACAGGCACAACAUUACCUCUGUGUUCCCGCCACCCAACUCGGAGACUGCUAAUCAGGGCAUUAGAGCUCAAAUGGGCUUUUAUAGAGAGUAGGAAUUCUUAAUAUGGGGUCUCUGGAAUUCCAGAUAUUCAGUUAUAUGGUGUGUCCAUGAAGCUCCUGAAAAUACAGGGGAAAUUAUGUGCUGAGAUACGUGCGUGUCUUUGUCGGUACAGGAAGUCUAAAGGGACCGCCGAUGCUCAAAGAGCUCUGUGCACCGUAGCAGGUUAGGAAACUGUUGGAGUAGGAGUAGAUGGUCUUGAAGGUUCCCUUUGAGUCUCAAGGUUUAUGCUUCUUUGAAUGUUGACUCUGUGACAGUAUGUGCCAGUGCACAGCUCUCCUUGACCUAAGUUAAGAAGACUGCCCAGCAAGGCCUGCGGUGUGGCAGGUGCUUCUGGAGAAAAAGGAAGUACGCUCGGUGUGUGUUGACAGGUUUUGCUUAGGGUGCACUCAGAGGGAAAGAUCUCUGACCAACUUCUCCAUUCAUGGAGAGAAGUGGAGCUGUGUUUUUCACAAAAGAAGAAGCAAUGACUGGGACGCAAAUUCUGUUUCCUGGUGGAAAGUAGGUAAAGGGCUCCAGCCAUCUGUAUUUAUCCAUGUCAGAUCCCCUGAUGGAAAGACAGUGGUCCUUAAGCUUCAGUUCCAAGGUGGUAGAGAGUAGGUCUAUCUUGCCUAUUUGCUUCCUCCCCAUUCUUGGCACAGCUCUGACACAUAAUACUGAUAGAAAUUUACUAAAUAUCUUUGGAGUGAAAAAAUUAAGGAAGCAGAAAGGUAGAUUUCUGGGAAGACUUUUCCAUUGGAGAGCUCAGAUAGAGCUUCACUUGUUGGGGAACUCGAAAAUACUCCUAAGCUCCCGUUUCUGCUCUUGUCCAGCAUCUGCUCUUCUCAGCAUCCUCUCCCAGCUCAGGCCCUUGGAAGUGUGUUAUUGUCUUUUUUCCCCUUUCUGCUGAAUGAAUCAACAAUAGGGACCUGUCGCUGCCUGAAAACUGCCUUCCCCAGGUGAUGACUGAGCUGCUACUGCGUUGCAUGCAGGAGAUGUUGGUCACCAAGGAUGCGGGCAGCCUGUCUGUUACAGUGUUUGGGCUGCAUCUGGGCGGUAUUGGGAAGCACUGGCUUUCUACAGGGAGAUUUGUAAGGGAGAUCAUUUUGCAAAGUUCCAGGCAGUAGCUUUUAAACAAGGUGAAAAAUUAAGUGUUUUAAAUUUAUGAAAUUCUAGAGGGAAGGGACCACAGAAAACACAUGGACCAGAUCAAUGAUUCCCCCACAAAAGGGAUUCUUAUUCUGCAAAAAUCUUUACACAAGGAUAUGUAUACAAGGACGAUCAUUGCAAUGGUGUUUGUGAGAGAUGUUUUCCAUCAGUUGGGGAAUAAUUGGUUAUUGUGGUAUGUCAACACACUGGCACAAGUAAAAAAAAUUAGGUGGUUUCAUCAUUGAGCUGUUUUGCUAAUUCAACAAAUAUUAAGUGCUUACUCUGUGCCAAGUUCUCUGGUGCUGGGAUCAUAGAGAAAGAGCAAAUAGACACAUCCCUGACCCCAUAGAACUUCUGAUUGAUCUGACAGGAAGGAUGAUUUCAUUCAUUCAUUCAUUCAUUCUUUCAGUGAACAUUUUUUGUCACCCACUUUGUGCCAGACACUGUUUUAGUUCCUAGAAAUAUAGCAGUGAAGGAAACAGGCAAGAUCCCGACUCUCACAGACCUUGUGUUACUUGUCAAAGGAGAAAUCUAUAUUGCUAAGUCAAAAGAAAAAAAACGUUCUAGAAUAGUAUAUAUAGUUAAUGCUAAUUUUUUUUUUUUGCCUUUAAAUAAUCUGGAAGAAUAUUCCCAAAAUAAUAUGGUUAUUCCACAAGGGCAAAUAGUCAAAAGAUAGAGUUUCACUUUUUGCUUUUAUGUGCUUCUAUAAUUUGAAUUAUUUUAUCCAUUUUUUGUAAUAAAAAAAUAGAUUUAAAUACUGUAGCAAUGUUUUCCUGUCCACCCUCCUCCUCAUAGAAAGAAAUGAAGACUUGGAUAAGUUAAGUUCAAGGUCAAGGUGGGCAGUAGAGUGUGCCAGCACUGUAGACAUGUCUAGAGUGUUCCAGCAGAGAUUGGAACCCUGGUUUUCAGGGUAGGAUCCACUCUACAUCAAUUAUUUGUAAUACGGAAGAUGGCAGAAAAGGUAACAAACUGUCAAGCUACCCCAAAGGGUCUGGGCGAUGACAAGUGGUCACUGAAUUAAAAACAAUGUAAAAAGAUUGAAUGUAUGGUUUGCUCUUAGAAGUGCUUAGGAUUUUUCUUCCAGAGCUCUGCCAUAGAGACCCACAGUACAGGAAGAGGCUCCCUGAUGUCUUAAGACUGAAAAACUAAGGUCUUACCAUGUUUUAACUGCCUAUCACUUCUAGUGUUAGAAUUCCCCAGGCAGAAAUUCUAAGUGGUUUAACCUGUCAUUAAUUUAUUUGGGGGCAUCCCCUCAUGCCUAGGCCCAUAUAAAUUUAAUUCUCAUUUAAGUUUGAAUUAAAAAAAAACUGAAUACAAAUUAAUUUUGUGUCCAGAUUUCUACUGAGAAGGUCUUUCUCGAGGUAAGUAGAGAUGCCCUUAGUGCUGUAAUUUUUAAGAUUUUUGUCAUCCUUUUCUGGGGCUCAGUUGGGAAGUGGGAAAAAGGAGAGGGGCAGCUGGAACACUUGGUUGGAGGGUUUUCAAGCUUCAGGAGGGCUCAGAUUUUGGCCUAUUUUCAGUGGAAAACCUACGCAAUGGAGCAAUAUGAGUCAGAAAUGUGAGUUUCAGGAUUCUAGAUCCUCUAAUAUCUUUUUUUUCAGUUGUAUUGACUGUAAUUAUAAAGGUCAUUCCAAGUCACUCUUUUAUUAGUAGUAGUUUUCUUUUGUAAAUUCUUGGUCAAACUCCUUCUGCUUAUGGUGUGACUCUUUUUCCAGAGAAAGCAGUGAUGUUUAAAAAAAAAAAAAGUUAUUUAAGCUAUUCAGGUGUGGUGGUGGCACUGGGACAUCUGUUUAAAUACCCACAUUAUUUUAAUAUAAUUGUUUUGUGGGUGGGUCACCUUUGGAAAAUAUUUUAUUAUAGCUUUAUAGUCUAUACUUAACAACCUGCUUCAUGAUAAGUUGACAUGUCCUUUGUAAUUUCUACAUCUUGAAAUUGUACUUUUUCAUGCAUUUUACACCUAGUUCGUGUAAAAUAGAAAUAUUUCACGCUCCAAUGCAGUGUUAUCUUCUUUUGGUCAGUUCUGAAAUAUCCAUAUAUCUAUAUCGAAUCUGUUUUAAAUUUUAUUACCCAGUUUUGCUUGCCAUUCCUCUUCACUUGCAUGCAGAAUUUAGUUCUUGUUCUGGAAACCCUUAAGUAAAAAGUAACAACUGUAAAAAUAUAGGUGAAGGUUGUUAUAAUGUAGAUUUUUGAUUCAUUUCUUUAUCCCAAAGUUCACCACAAGAUCUUAGCAAAAAUCUCUUGACCUUAGUCUGAGGGCUGAAGCAAGGAGCCAAUGGUGAGGGGCUUUGAAAGCUGCCAGCUGCCCAGGCCUCAGUGAAGUCCUCAGAGGCCUUUCCUGUUCUCUCCAGCAAGCCUCCUACUCCAACAAAAAUUCCUGGUAGCUAAGCAGCAGCCGGACAGCUUCUAACCACCAUGGAAGAAAGGAGUUUUCUGAAUAGAUGGAAUUUCAGGUGAGAACUAGGGAAUAUGACAUUUAGUUAUCCUAGCUGCCUUAUUUCAAGCAAAUGUGUUUACAAGGAACUCUGGGUGGGCAAGCUAACUUGGAGCCAGUUGCUUUACAGUACGUUGAGACUCUGAGUAAGAAUCUCUAAGCAGAAAAUACAUCUUGUUGGAGUGCUUGUUUCCCUUUUUUUUUUUUUAAGGUUUUUAUUUUGAAAUAAUUUGAGAUUUGCCAAAAAAUUGCAAUGAUAGUACAAAGAGUUCCUAUAUUCAGCAGUUUUUUCAGUUAACAGCUUAUAUAACCAUGGUACCAUUUGUCCAAACUAAGAUCUUAACAUUGGCACAUGACUAUUAACUAAACUACAAAUUUUGCUUGGAUUCCUACUACUGGCUUUUAAAAUUUUAAAUUAAGUGCUUUUUGAAAAAUAGAGUAGAGUUUAAAUUAAAGGUGAAAGUCCCUAUUCCCUGUCCUCUCUAUCAAAAUUUCUCCCCAGUCCUACUCCACAGGAACACUCCUUCUAGGCCAGCACUGUCCAGUAGAAAUACAGUGUUGUUGUUGUUGUUUUUCAUUUUAAGUCUUCACAAUCCAGUGAGUAUUUUCCAUUUAGAGCACAUCUCCAUUCUGACUAGUCACAUUUUAAGUGCUCAAUAGCCGCAUGUGGCUAUUGGCUCUAGAAUUAGCAAAGUUCUGGGCCAUUCUCUAUUUUCUCUCUCAUACACACACACACACACACACACACACACACACACACACACACGCACACACGGUAACCUAAUUUUUUCCACUGCUUAUAGAAGACCAUCGCUCCAUGUCAGAAUGGGACAACAGCCUUUACUUAGAUAGCUAUGUAGUAUUAAGUAGAACAAAUGUGCAUAACCUAUUAAAUCACUUACUUCCGCAUGCAUAGAUGUUUAGUUGGUUUUUUUUUUUUCCCCAUUUCAAAUAAGGCUGCAAGGAACAUACUUUAUUCAGAAACCUAUGUGCAUUUGUGUACUUCCAACGUAUAUGAUUCUGAAUAUGGAAAUGCUGUGUCAAAGGAUGUGAUUGUAUUUGAAGUAUCAUGACAAUAGAACAGUAGUAUAUUUUUGAACAAAUAUACCAGUCAGUGUAUUACUAAAUGCAUAUUAUCUUUCUCAAGGCAAUCAUUUUAGAAAGCAAUUUAUUUCAACAGUGUUCCUUUCACUCAAAGUAAUUUGUUUUUGGUUUUUGAAAUUUGACUUAAGAAUCAGUUUAAGCUAAAAUAACUAGGCCUAGUGACUCUCGUAGGCCUUACUCCUUUGUAGUCACAGUUAAUAUUUAUUCACUCAUUUAUUUCCUCCCUCCCUACUCCCCUCCCUCCAUUCCAUCCAUCCAGUUCCACUUUUGCUUUCCUAAUAGUUUGUUCUCCUCACACAGCAGCCUAAGUAUUUUCUUUUUCUUUUUUAAAACUCAUCAACCAGGUUCAAUUACUCUGUUACUUAAAACCUUUCAACAGCUUCACCAGGGCCUGGAUUUCUUCUGACCUCACCAACCCCUCCUUUUUUUUUGUUUCAUCCACACUGGUUUCCUUUCUGCUUCUAGAACAGACCAAGUCCUUUCUGGUUCCAGCACCUUUUUCAGUGAACUUGUGUCCCUCUGUUUAGAAUGCUUCUUUCAGACUGUUUGCAGAGCUGCCUCUUUCUCAUCUUUGAGUUUCCAGCUUAAAUAUCAUCUAAGAGCUUUCCCUGAACACCCUAUCAAAAGUGCCAACCUGCCCACCUCUAUUCCAGUUUAUUCCCUACAUAGUUUGUUUGAAUCUGAAAUUCUAAUUGUUUACAUUUUUAUGAUUUGUCUCCCCCAACCCUCAACUGGAGAGUAACUGUCACUUAUCUUAUAUCUUAAGGACCUAGUGCAAAGCCUGACCUGUAUUGGGUGCCAAAUAAAUAUUUGUAGACGGAUUGAAUGAAUGAAUGUAUGCCUGCUGUACUGCAGACUCAAGCCACAGUACAGGCACCACAGAUACUACAAAGAUUUGUUUUUCCUUUAAGGAAGUCAGAGCCCAUCAGGACAGCAUGAUGGCCAAGCAAAUGAUUAUAAUAAAAGGCAAUAAGCAUUGGCAGACCUGCAUACUAGAUUCUGAGUGAUGCAGAAAAGCAGUUUUUGGUGAUUUUUUUUUUUCUUUUUCCUGAAAAUACUUAUCCUUGUCUUUACCACUUCUUUAAUUUAGCUCUAUAAAAUUCCAGCUGACUCUCAUUGAAUAAGGAUAGCCUGGCACAUAGCAGACGCUCAAUAAAUAUUAAUUGGGUGAAUGAAUUAAGUGAUACAGGUGACAUGGAUUCCAACAGCAGACCUCCAAAAAACAUAUAGUGACCCGAUAUAUUUUCUACUUUGUAGAAAGACAUGUGUUUUGCAGUGUAAGCCCUUGUAUAUUUAUUAAAGCAUUAUUUUAUAAUCGUUCAUCUUUCUGGAGGCUUGGUGAUGUCUGAAUGUUGCUUUAGGCAACUUAAAUUGCUUUCUUUUCUGUCUAUCUGGGAUAAAGAAAAGGAUGGUUGUAAUUAGGCUGUGUAAAACACGUUACACGAAUGUAAAAGACUUCCACUUUUGUAAGAACCUGCAGUUUUGGGACGUGUUUUUUGUUUUCUUUAGUUAAAACCCUUUACGUGUAUUAUAUAAGCAGUGCAUUGGUACAUUCUUGUUGUAAAAUGCUCAAAUGAUACAUAAAUGUAUAGCCUUCAACUGAAAGUCCCCCUUGCCUCAGCAUGCUUCCCUACCAGAGAGGACACUCUGAAUAGUCUGAUCCGUAUCCACAUACAUCUUUCCUGUGACAUUUCCAUACAGGUACAUAUGCAUAUACAUACACUGUCAUUCUGUCGCAGUGUUUCACAAAAAUGGGUUCCCAUGAAAUAGAAUUGUUUUUUUCACUUACUAUUUCUUGGAAAUAGUUCCAUGGGAGUGUCCCAAUAAAAUGUCGACAUUCUUUAUCAACAUAGAUAGUUAACAAGCAGAGGGUUCUGUCAACACUGUGUUAAGUCCCAAUGCUCACCACCAACAGGGUGCCUUGACAAAGGUUUUGACAGAGCUCAGCAUACAUUUUGAAUAAUUGCUACUAGCACAGGAGUUCGACUGGUGCCCAAGUCAUGCAGUGGUCUUGGUUUGGGAGACUGCUGAGUCCUUUAGAAAAUUCCCCUAACCCUAUCUGAUAAAAGCCCAACGCUAUUAUGUUUUUUUUGAUCCACCCAUCUUCCCUAAAAUGGAUGUAGAGGAAAUGGCUCACAAUCAUGUGUUACUGCAGCAAGGCACACUGGCUAAAACUGAAAGUUUUCAUCCCAAAACAAACCUGUUGUCAACGUUUUUAAGUAGAAAGCAUUGUUUUGGUUUUGGGAAGGAAGAAAAAGGACCUAUCAUCUCAUAAGUUCUUGGGGAGACGUUCUGCUUUACACAAGGCAGUGCCCUCUAGCUGUGUGAGCAGGAGCUCAGCUCACAUUCCAUUUUCUGACAUCCUCGUCACUCACAACUUCAAAACCCGAAGCAUCAAUGGACGUGGUAUUAAUAUCUGAUAUACAAUUUAUAUCAUGUUAUAUAAAUUGUAUUGGGGCACAGUGUAGCUCGACUCCAUUCUUUUUUUUAAAUUGAAGUAUAGUUGAUUUACAAUAUUGUGUUAGUUUCAGGUGUACAGCAAAGUGAUUCAGUAUAUAUAUAUUAUAUA
Balaenoptera acutorostrata (minke whale) is the source of this 8501-nucleotide messenger RNA. It is a transcript of the gene HAVCR2, whose product is annotated as hepatitis A virus cellular receptor 2. NCBI's taxonomy places the organism in Eukaryota, Metazoa, Chordata, Mammalia, Artiodactyla, Balaenopteridae. Bases 132 to 974 code for a protein of 280 amino acids. The transcript is spliced from 7 exons. The record is from RefSeq and is a predicted model, not a curated record.